Molecule: messenger RNA, 1269 nt
Organism: Gloeophyllum trabeum ATCC 11539
Lineage: Eukaryota; Fungi; Basidiomycota; Agaricomycetes; Gloeophyllales; Gloeophyllaceae
Exons: 7
Coding region: 1-1269 (422 amino acids)
Cellular component (GO): nucleus
Molecular function (GO): nucleic acid binding
Source: RefSeq, a predicted model, not a curated record
AUGGCGCCGGUCUUGACUGGUUAUUAUAGGUUCUCGGACAUAUGGUUUGAGUGGCAUCAAACACUACCGGACGAAGAGGAUAUCAGUACACUUAAAUCUGUGCUGCAAUACGAUGCAUUGGUACACCCCGAUCAUCCCCUGAUGGCGGACAGUACAAAGGGCGUGGAGCUCUUCAUGGGGACACUGCACAAUGGAGAAUCGCGUCUGAUGUUUUCGUCUGCCCAAGUGGAAUAUAUACGAUACUGGCUGCAUGCCAUGCAAUUAACAAAGGAUCUUAUUCCUAUACCCAAUUCAGAAGCUCUGUUGACCUCCGAACACUUGCGCAAUGUAUCUCCGAUGUACUACAAUGACGCAAGUGUGUUGAAGAAGGCUCUGAAAACUAUUGAGAAGAACAAUAAACGCCUGCGGUUCGUAGAUGGCGUGCUCAUGAAGCGUAGACAUCUCUUCGAAAGGGUUCGGACAUUCUGGGCCGAAGAAACAGGCAUAUGGUGUGCCCUUGACUUCGAGUCAUGGGAGUACGACCACACGGUCCUAACAGAAUUCGGCUGGAGUCUCAUACGAUGGGAGAAUGGGAAGGAAAUCGACGAACAAGGCCAUCUCAUCGUGAAGGAGAACAGAACGUACAGUAACGGUACAUACGUACCGGACUACCGAGACAACUUCUUGUUCGGGACUAGCGAGACUAUUAGCAAGAAGGCGUUCAAGCAGCGCAUCACCGAUCUUUUGUCUGAAUGGACAAAGACAGGACCCCUCUUCCUGGUGUUCCACGACGCUAGAUCGGAUAUCAAUUACUUGAAGUCGAAAUCCGUGGAGGCACCCUUGGGAUUCGUGAACUAUGCCCUGCCAGACGUAUCCCCUGACGAAGGUAUAUACGUUGUCGACACAGCAGACCUAUUCGCCGCCCUCGAAGGAGACUCUGCCAGAAAACGUAGUCUGGAGCAGAUGUGCAGACAUCUUCAAAUUCCUACGGAUUACCUGCACAAUGCUGGGAAUGAUUCUCACUACACUUUGCUAGCACUCAAGUCCAUGGCCUCUGGCGAUCCCGUUGACAUACAAAGGGAGAAGCGUUGGCCUGGCCAUACGGAAGGGAGCGCUAAUGGCGUCAAAGUCCAGUUCAUGCCAUGGGAAGAGAAAGACGACUACUCAGACUCGGAAGGUCUCAUGCCUCCAGCAAAAGUCACCACGCUCCCCGGAGACCCGACAGCUGUGCUCGACCCUGCAUUUGAAGCACAGAUGCUACGAGAAGAACAAGAACUCUCUCAACCAUGA